AUGGUCUCAGAUGAUUUUAGCUUCCCAAAAAUCACCAACCCUUUGCCUCAAUUGACAUCUUUACCAUCGUUAUGGCGAGUAACUUCCUUGGUCUAUCCAGAAUAUGGAGAUAAUGAAGAGGAUGUUGACAGUCAAGUACUGGGCCUCCAAAGGAAGAGCUUCUCGAUCGCCUGCUUAUCAGAAAGGGAAGCGAAUAAGAGAGAAAGUGAUGAUCCGGAGAAAAUGGACAUGCUGUGGGAGGAGUUCAAUGAAGAACUGAAACGGGUCUCUUCCUCGAGCAGCAGAAAAGAUGCGAGAGUAGUAUCAUCAAGGGGAAGCGGUACUGGAAUAUUCGCAGAGCCCAGCAGAGAGUCGUCACUGGAGCUUUACAACGGUCAGGCUCAGGCCCGGGCCCAUGCCUCGAAGAUGACCAAAACAGGCAUAGGCAGUGGGAUGAUUUACCACAAGCGGCAGAGUAAGAGCAUGUUGACGGUGAUGAAGACCCUGAAGAAGAUGUUUUAUCUUCGCAACUUGGUUUGGGUAAAGAACUAA
This is a messenger RNA of Durio zibethinus, 531 nucleotides long. RefSeq lists its product as uncharacterized. NCBI's taxonomy places the organism in Eukaryota, Viridiplantae, Streptophyta, Magnoliopsida, Malvales, Malvaceae. The record is from RefSeq and is a predicted model, not a curated record.